Cornus florida is the source of this 2198-nucleotide messenger RNA. RefSeq names its product phosphoglucomutase, cytoplasmic. The transcript has 19 exons. The record is from RefSeq and is a predicted model, not a curated record. Gene Ontology annotation, cellular component: cytosol. Bases 148 to 1899 code for a protein of 583 amino acids. Gene Ontology annotation, biological process: carbohydrate metabolic process. Gene Ontology annotation, molecular function: magnesium ion binding; phosphoglucomutase activity. Lineage: Eukaryota; Viridiplantae; Streptophyta; Magnoliopsida; Cornales; Cornaceae.
UGCGGCUUAAAAAUUCUCAGAUGCCUAAUCAAUUCGAAUAAACCUCAUCUCCAGAAUCUCUCUCUUUAUAACAUCGUCGCGUAGUUCUCUCUCACACAACCCUCAUUUCCUCAUUUUUCCUGGCUUUCACUUUACGAGUACGAAGAAAUGGUGAUGUUCAAGGUUUCUCGCGUUGAAACCACUCCUUACGAGGGCCAGAAACCGGGGACUUCUGGUCUCAGGAAGAAGGUAAAAGUAUUCAAGCAACCCAAUUACUUGCAUAACUUUGUUCAGUCAUCCUUCAAUGCUCUCUCAGCCGAAAAAGUCAGAGGUGCUACCCUUGUUGUUUCUGGUGACGGUCGCUAUUUCUCAAAGGAUGCCAUCCAGAUUAUAAUUAAGAUGGCAGCUGGAAAUGGAGUACGACGCGUUUGGGUUGGUCAGAAUGGGUUGCUCUCCACUCCUGCUGUAUCAGCUGUUAUACGUGAACGAACUGGUUCGGAUGGAUCUAAGGCAACAGGAGCAUUCAUUUUGACAGCAAGUCAUAACCCAGGUGGUCCCAAUGAGGAUUUUGGAAUUAAAUACAACAUGGAAAAUGGUGGACCUGCACCGGAGGGAAUUACUGAUAAGAUCUUUGAGAACACCAAAACAAUAAAGGAGUACUUGAUUGCCGAAGACCUACCAGAUGUGGAUAUCUCUGCAAUAGGCAUAACAAACUUUGCAGGACCAGAGGGGCAAUUCGACGUAGAUGUUUUUGAUUCAGCUAGUGAUUAUGUGAAAUUGAUGAAGUCAAUAUUUGAUUUCCAAUCUAUCCAGAAGUUGAUUACAUCUCCAAAGUUCUCAUUCUGUUACGAUGCACUUCAUGGAGUUGGUGGAGCGUAUGCUAAUCGUAUAUUUGUUGAAGAGCUUGGUGCGAAAGAAAGCUCAUUACUGAACUGCACACCGAAGGAGGACUUUGGAGGAGGUCAUCCUGACCCUAAUCUGACAUAUGCAAAGGAGUUAGUUGCACGUAUGGGAUUGGGCAAGUCAAACACUCAAGAGGAGCCCCCAGAAUUUGGUGCAGCUGCUGAUGGUGAUGCAGAUCGUAACAUGAUCCUUGGUAAAAGGUUUUUUGUUACUCCAUCGGAUUCUGUUGCUAUCAUUGCUGCAAAUGCUGUUCACUCCAUACCUUAUUUCUCUGCUGGUCUGAAGGGAGUAGCCAGGAGCAUGCCUACAUCAGCUGCUCUUGAUGUUGUAGCUAAACAUUUGAAUUUGAAAUUUUUUGAGGUGCCCACUGGAUGGAAAUUCUUCGGUAACUUGAUGGAUGCUGGAUUAUGUUCGGUAUGUGGUGAGGAAAGUUUUGGAACUGGCUCAGACCAUAUUCGUGAGAAAGAUGGAAUCUGGGCUGUUUUGGCUUGGCUAUCAAUUCUUGCUUACAAAAAUAAGGAAAACCUGAAUGGGGGAAAGCUUGUGUCAGUUGAAGACAUUGUUCGCCAGCAUUGGGGUACCUAUGGUCGCCACUAUUACACCCGGUAUGAUUAUGAGAAUGUUGAUGCAGGUGCCGCAAAGGAACUAAUGGCAUACUUGGUAAAGCUGCAAUCUACCCUGAGCGAAGUUAACAAGAUUGUGAAGGGAAUACGUUCAGAUGUGUCAAAUGUUGCUAGUGCUGAUGAAUUUGAAUACAAAGAUCCUGUUGAUGGUUCCAUCUCAAAGCAUCAGGGAAUCCGAUAUCUGUUUGAAGAUGGAUCGCGAUUGGUUUUCCGUCUCUCUGGAACUGGCUCAGAAGGCGCAACCAUUCGUCUCUACAUUGAGCAAUAUGAGAAGGAUUCUUCGAAGAUCGGGAGAGAUUCUCAAGAAGCACUGUCUCCUCUUGUGGAGGUUGCUCUCAAACUGUCUAAGAUGGAAGAAUUCACAGGCCGAUCCGCCCCCACUGUUAUUACAUAAAUACAUACAUCCACACGCAGCAACAGGUUGUAUUCCUUUUCUAUGUGGUAAAUAAGUAAUGUAUCCAUGUCAGGCUCUGUAUCAGUAAGAGCCUCUCCAACCUAAAGUUUGUCAUUUUGCAGCAGUAGUAAUAGUCUCAUGAGAGUACUGCGGACUAAAAAUGUUUGCUAAUAAAAUUUUUGUUUGUUCAGAAUAAUUUGAAUCUUUAAAAAUUGCUUGACAUUGAUCUUCUUACGGUACAAGUUAAACUCAUUUAAUCAAGAAAAACAUGAGCUUGAUCAAGUUCAUAUUUUAAUUUA